This is a messenger RNA of Cylicocyclus nassatus, 1554 nucleotides long. The record is from the annotation of a GenBank genome assembly. Lineage: Eukaryota; Metazoa; Nematoda; Chromadorea; Rhabditida; Strongylidae.
AUGGUAAACAUCCACAACAAAACAUGUUCGUUAUUCGGUGUGGAUCAUUUCAUUACGAUGUUUCUCUCCAUACUGCCGCUUCUGCUAGACGCAGCUUGCGCGAGUCCUGAGGGGUAUUGGGGCCACACACAGAAAGCGGUGCCGGCCAAGUUUCGUCUUGGCAAUCGAUACUACAUAGAUGUUGACAACAUUGGCAACUAUCGAAUCUUCGAACCUAUCGCUAUAUACCUUGAUGCAACGACUGUCGCGUUCGGGAAAUUCAAGGAGGACAGUGACUGUGUUAUAUUUGGCACUCCUAGAACUGUAUUGGAAAAAUGUAACCACGAAUACUUCCUCCUGACGGCGAAUUACUAUUAUUAUGAAAGAAGACCGUUGUACGAAGCAAUGAGGGAUAAGCCGUGUGAAUACUUCAAAAUUCGCAAUUAUGUUUUGGUUCUCAUCAAGGAUGAUGUAAAGGAUCCAAAAUCCGUCAAAUAUGUGGGCACCUAUUCAGUGAAGGCAGAUGCUGUGUACUACACUGACAAAGAGGGUAAAAGGAACUCCUUCAAGCGCUUAUUAGUACAGAUCAAGUCAGGAGACGUCGGCAUGGCCAAGAUUGAAGUGCUUUCCAUUGCAACUAUACGAUCGCUGAGAUUCAUCAUUACAAGAAGGUCGACUUUGGAUAGCAUCACACAGGUAGCUCCUCCGCUACAUUCAGAAGAUAAAGAUGCAACAAUGUCUUCCGAUAAUGGUUCAGCUCUAAUCAUGCUUGACACAUAUGCAGUGGGACAGGCAUAUUCAGUGCAACAGAUCAGUGGGCAUAUCAAAGCAAAUUCAACUUUGGACGAUUUACAUGCUGCACAAAUGCAACAUUCGACAGCAAAAGCUAAGCGGAUGGCAUGCAAACGAUCUAACGAAACCCAAAGCGAGCGCGAUGCACGCCUCGCUACUCUUAGAGAACCGGAACAGAAGCGAUCAUUGCGAUCAUGUGGAGAACAGUGUUGCAUGAUUGCUAAUACUUCUCAACAAGAUGACUCCCACUUUGUGGAAAAUUCUUUCACCUCGUCCCUCAACAUACAAACCAAUCCCCUUGAAGGCAAGCAUUCAGGAACACCUACUGUUGACUCUGUUACUAUGUUUCCGGAGGAUUCUGCAACUCAGGCAUCACUUGAAAUGGAAGUGGGUUCUUCCGUCACAAUGCCAGCGUCUUACAGUAUUUUAAAAGCUAAAGUCCGCAGAGGCAAUAUUGGAAAGAUCAUGAGCUCGGAUACGUUUGAAACUAAAGCAAAUAGAGGCGUUAUGAAGCAUUUACAGGAAAUAGUCAUUUCUGAACAGCAAAUUCGUCCAACUGCUCAAGGAAGUGCUUGCGUUUCAGAGGCAGACGCUGUUACUAGUGCUCAAGGCAUACGGAAGAGAAGCAGAGGAGCAUCAGCCCAAGUUGCGCGAAGACUUUUCGAAACCGAAUUACAAAGAAACGAACGUCUUAAAGCAAACGAAGCAAGACGAAGGCGGCGAACAGCAUUCGAAGCCGAACAGGAAAGGAUGUUUCAGGUAUCUAUCAACAAAAUGCUUUAA